AUGGCCGGCGGAUCCGAUGCGGUGGAGAAUACAACUUUAUCCUGUGCUAAAUGUGGCAAACCUGCUCAUCUUCAGUGCCCAAAGUGUGUAGAGUUAAAGCUUCCCCGUGAAGGUGCUGCUUCUGGUUCUUCCCAGGACUGUUUCAAGGUAUCCUGGAGUUCUCACAAGUCAGUCCACUCAAAGUCAAUAUCUUCCUCUGCACCUGUAAAUCCUGGUGAGCAAAAUGCAGCCUCACAGAAUGAUGGUUGGCUCUACUGCUUGAGGAAAGGGAAUGCUCGCUCACAUGAACUUCCACAUUUCGAUUGGACGGGGCAAUUAAGGCCAUAUCCAAUAUCAAAGAGACGUCCGAUUCCUAACCAGAUAGAUCAGCCUGACUGGGCACUUGAUGGAAUCCCAAAAAUUGAGCCCAAUAGUGAUCUGCAAUACCAUGUUGAGAUCAAGGCUCCAGAUCAAAUUGAGAAAAUGAGAGAAACUUGCCGAAUAGCAAGGGAUGUCUUGGAUGCAGCUGCUCGUGUAAUUCGACCUGGAAUUACUACCGAUGAAAUUGAUGCAGUGGUUCAUGAAGUUACAAUUGCUGCUGGUAUAUACCCUCCUCAUUUCAUGUUUACUGGUUUGUCGGUCUUUAAUUUGAAUGUAUUUAUAAAGAUCUCAGUUGAUCAGACAACAUGCAUGAGAGUUUAGGCAAUCAUAUUUUGUAGAUACUAGCAUCCCAUUAGAGCUUAUCGUGGAUCUUUUUGGCACUUAACCUAUUCUUUUUAGCUAGCCGUAAACUUGUUCUAGGUUUGGGUAAUAACUAAAUUAAAAUAAUUGGGGAAACAUUGAUACAAGUAUGAUAAGUUUUGCUCGCUUCCCAUUCUUAAAAGGCGUCGUUCAUAUCUUGAACUCCUGGAGUCUAAUUAUAUCGUCACUAGCUAUUGUUAGGAUACUAUUAGGCUACUGUUAGAUCUCUGUAAAUUUGAAGGUGUGAACUUGGUCCUUUUAACUUCUGGUUUCCCCUGCUAGGAUAUUAUGAAAACCCGACUCUAGUGCUAUAUUAUGCAACUAAAUCAUCAGUUAGUUUUAUUAGUGAUUAGGCGCCCUUUACAAUUGAUAACAUAUUAAUUUUUUUUUUUUUCAAUUAAAAUACUAUUAAAAAGUUAUUUGCCAGAAUACGAACUCAAUGCUCAUGUGCCAAGCAAUGGAAUCUAGGUGUAAUUCUCUUCAAAGGAUUUCCUUGUGCACGU
Olea europaea var. sylvestris is the source of this 1223-nucleotide messenger RNA. Its product is annotated as methionine aminopeptidase 1A-like. The transcript has 7 exons. Bases 1 to 681 code for a protein of 226 amino acids. NCBI's taxonomy places the organism in Eukaryota, Viridiplantae, Streptophyta, Magnoliopsida, Lamiales, Oleaceae. The record is from RefSeq and is a predicted model, not a curated record.